UCUCCUCUUGAAAAUCCCAAAACACCCACUUCCCCCGACACAUGAUGUGAGUCUCGGUUCCUUUCGGGUUUCGAUCGAGAGGACAGGUACGCAGAUGAUCUCCGCUCGCACGAGAUAAUAGUAGAUUUAUCUCUCUGUCGAAAUUACUUUACCAAGAUAUAUAUAUAUACACAUAUAUAAUCCCAAUCAUUAACCAUUAUUAUCUUUGGUAUCUCCGAUCUCGCCACCUAAUUUUCGGUUCUUACAAAAUCCCUCGAUCCCACGAAUUCCAUUUUCCAUUUAUCCGUGCUUUCCGAUUUUCGACUGCUGAGAUUCUUUUUGUUUAAAUUUUCUCUUAAAUUCCGUGCCAAUCCAUUUUUUAAGGUCGGAUUCUUUUGAUUGUUAUCGCUGGCGUUGUUAUUGCAUUGAAAUUGGAUUUGAUGAAGUUCAAGGCGUUGGUAUUUGGAUCUGAGCUUUGAUCGACUUGGAAUUCUGGUUUGGUAAUCAGUUACUGAGGUAGUUUCAGCAAUUUUGUUGCUUGCAAAUGUCGGUACCGAACGUGGAUCAAUUCGAAGUUUACUUUAGGAGGGCGGAUUUGGAUGGAGAUGGCAGGAUCAGUGGAGCUGAAGCUGUAGGGUUCUUUCAAGGAUCUGGUUUGCCCAAAAAUGUCCUUGCUCAGAUAUGGGCGCAUGCUGAUCAGUCCCAUAAUGGUUUCCUUGGUCGCCAAGAAUUUUAUAAUGCUCUCAAACUCGUAACUGUAGCUCAGAGCAAGAGGGAAUUAACACCAGAUAUUGUUAAGGCAGCAUUAUAUGGUCCUGCUGCAGCAAAAAUUCCACCACCACAAAUUAAUCUUGCAGCUGUUCCUGCACAUCAAUUCAAUUCAAUGGCUGCUGCACCAGCUUCAAAGACGGGUUCAAUUUCACAAACAACUUCUCAAGGUUUUGGCUUCAGAGGACCAGGCCUUCCGAAUGCAAGCAUGAACCAGCAGUUUUUUCCUUCUCCACAGAGUCACUCAAUGAGACCAACUCAAGCUAUGCCAGCCAGUGGUGUUCCCCAUCCAUCACUGGCUACUGCUGGUCCAGAAUACAGGGUGGGUAAUCUACCCAGUCAAAAUCAAGCCAUGCCUUCUGCUAUAGCUGCCCGUCCACCUCAAACUGUGUCUCCUAGUAUUGCUGGUCCGGGUAUGUCAGGUCCAAACAGCUCAAAUGAUUGGUUCAGUGGAAGGACUGGUGGAUCCUCGACAGAGCUAAGAGGGAUUAGUCCAUCAACAGUGGCUGCUGCCUCAAAGCCACAAACGGUCGUUGCUAUGUCCUCACAGCCUACAACAAAUGAUUCUAGAUCAUUGGUUAUUUCUGGAAAUGGGUUUCCUUCUGACUCGGUGUUCGGUGGUGACAUGUUUUCUGUGAACUCUUCACAGAAACAAGGACCUUCUUACUCUGCUAGCAGUGCACCUGCCUCAUCAGCCGUCGUUCCAGUUUCCACUGAGGUUCAGCCUUCCUCUAAGAGAAAUGCACUUGAUUCAUUGCAGAGUUCUUUCUCGAUGCAACCUACAGGGAGUACCACAUCACCCAUUGUUCCAGUUUCUAGGGGGCCUCAACCUUCAGCUAGGACCAAUUCACUAGAUUCCUUGCAGAGUGCUUUCUCCAUGCAGCCUACAGGGAGUCAGUUGCCUCACACUAGGCCAUCAAUGAGCUCGGGUCAGCAGGUUGCUGGUCAAACUCCGGCAUCACUGACGGCAUCGGGGACUGCGGGUGGAGUUGGUAAUUCAAAUUCUGGCAAUUCCCAGUUUCCAUGGCCAAAGAUGAAACCAUCUGAUGUUCAGAAGUACUCAAAGGUUUUUAUGGAAGUAGAUAUAGAUAGAGAUGGAAAAAUCACUGGUGAGCAGGCAAGGAAUCUGUUUUUGAGUUGGAGGCUGCCUAGAGAGGUGCUGAAGCAGGUGUGGGAUUUGUCCGAUCAAGACAAUGACAGCAUGCUUUCUUUGAGGGAGUUUUGCUUUGCUUUGUAUCUGAUGGAGCGCUACAGGGAAGGUCGUCCUCUUCCAGCAGCACUUCCUAACAACGCUAUAUUUGAUGAGACAUUAUUGUCCAUGACAGGUCAACAGAAUGCCAAUUAUGGAAAUACGGGUUGGACUUCCAGUCCAGGUUUUGGGCAACCAUUGGGGACAGGUCCUCAGCCAGUCACUCCUGCGACUGGUAUAAGACCACCAAUUCCUAGGACUGCUCCUCAUACUGACAGUGGAUUAUUAUCUGGUCAGCAAAAGCCAAAGGAUCAGGUUUUCGAUGAUUCUUUUUCAAACCAACUUGCUAAUGGGGAGCAGAAUUCAGUGAACUCCCAAUUUCAAGAGGCCACAUCUGCAGUAAAAAAGGGUGAGGAGAAGGAGAAUUUGAUUUUGGAUUCAAAGGAGAAGAUUGAAUUCUACCGCUCAAAAAUGCAGGACAUUGUGUUAUAUAAAAGUAGAUGUGACAAUCGGUUAAAUGAGAUCACUGAAAGAGCAUCUGCAGAUAAACGUGAGGCAGAGACAUUGACAAAAAAAUAUGAAGAAAAGUACAAACAAGUUGCAGAAGUAGCAUCCAAAUUAACCAUUGAAGAUGCCAGAUUUCGUGAGAUACAGGGAAGAAAGACAGAAUUGCAUCACGCAAUUGUUAAUAUGGAACAAGGUGGCAGCGCAGAUGGUAUCCUCCAGGUCCGUGCAGAUCGCAUACAAUCAGAUCUUGAGGAGCUAAUGAAGGUUCUAACUGAGCGUUGCAAGAAACAUGGAAUAGAUGUUAAACCAAAAGCUUUAAUUGAGAUUCCUUUCGGCUGGCAACCUGGAAUUCAAGGGGGAGCGGCUCUUUGGGAUGAGGAUUGGGAUAAGUUUGAAGAUGAAGGAUUUGUCAAUGAGCUCAAAUUUGAUGCAAAAGAUGCACCAGUCUCUCCAAAUGAAAAGUCCGCCUCUGUUCAUGGAGACAAUGGUUCUGCAGAUGAUAGUUUCACUCCAGAUUCCUUGUCCAACUUGGAUGAAAAGCCAAGGCAUUUUCCGAGUACUGGAGAACGUCCUAUGGAGAAUGAGUCUUUAUAUACCCUCAGUGAAGAUGAGCUUGUGAGAAGCCCUCAGAGCAGUCCAGCUGCAAGGUUUCAUGCAGAAAGCCCGUCCUCUGAAUAUUCUGAUAUCCACCAUGGAAAGAGCUCCGAAGCAGAUGCGGAGACACACAGGAGCUUUGAUGAGUCAACCUGGGGUGCCUUUGAAAAUAAUGACGAUACAGACUCGGUCUGGGGAUUUAAUCCUGUAACAACCAGCAGGACUCAGAUUCUGAGAGACACAGGGAUUACUUUGGAUCCAGUGAUUUUGGUAUAAACCCAAUAAGAACAGAUUCUCCAAGUUCUGAGAGUGCGUUUCAUAGGAAGAGUCCUUUUGCAUUUGAUGAUUCUGUACCUGGCACUCCACUCUCCAAGUUUGGAAACUCUCCACCAAGGUUCAGUGAGGCAUCAAGAGAUAACUUUGAUAGUUUCUCAAGAUUUGAUUCAUUCAACAUGAAUGAUGGUGGAUUUUCCCAGCAACCUGAGAGGCUCACAAGGUUUGAUUCCAUGAAUAGUACCAAAGAUUUUGGUGGCUUCUCAAGAUUUGAUUCCAUAAAUAGCUCAAGAGAUUUUGGCGAGAGGCUCACAAGAUUUGAUUCCAUGAGUAGUAGCAGAGACUUUGGUGCGGAGAGACUCACCAGGUUUGACUCCAUGAACAGCAGCAAAGAUUUUGGUGGCAAUCAUGCAUUCACAUUUGAUGAUUCUGAUCCAUUUGGCUCCAGUGGUCCAUUUAAGGUUUCAUCAGAAAAUAGAAGUCCGAAGAAGGGUUCUGAUGGUUGGAAUGCUUUCUGAUGGUUGGAAUGCUUUGUAGCUGCAAAUUGUGAAGUUGAAAGGAGAAGAUGGUCCAUAAUUUUGUGUCUUAUUCUCUUUACCUCCAUUUUGGCUGAGUUUGUUUCAUUGUGAUCCAUUUUUUUCUUGUGCUGUAUAUCUAGGAACAGUAUCUUGACUUUUGUAAAAUAGUAUGGGGUUGGUCUGGAUGACCUUGCUGUAUUUUCAUCAUACCUAUUUUUUCUGGUGUGCCAUGUGAGGAUGAGGAAAAGGAAACUUGCUGUUCUUUUGAGUGGUAAUGAUUUAUGGAAACCAAAGAUAAACUGAGAUGUAUGAAAUUUUACUUUCCCGUU
Carica papaya (papaya) is the source of this 4157-nucleotide messenger RNA. NCBI's taxonomy places the organism in Eukaryota, Viridiplantae, Streptophyta, Magnoliopsida, Brassicales, Caricaceae. The record is from RefSeq and is a predicted model, not a curated record.